Molecule: messenger RNA, 1313 nt
Organism: Ylistrum balloti
Lineage: Eukaryota; Metazoa; Mollusca; Bivalvia; Pectinida; Pectinidae
Product: RNA-binding protein 34-like
Exons: 12
Coding region: 80-1300 (406 amino acids)
Molecular function (GO): RNA binding
Source: RefSeq, a predicted model, not a curated record
UGAAACCUGUGGCGGACACGUGAGAACUAGAGAAAAUUAUCUUGCAUUCUAGCGUGUCUUUCCAUACAGAUCUAAAACCAUGGAAGGAAAGUAUAAACCAGGUGCACUGACAGACAUUAUUGUUCAACACUCACAGCAGCACACAAAUGAAGUAAAAACGACCAAAGUGAAAGCCAAGUUAGCAUCACUCUUUAGUGAGGAGAAUGCAGCACAGAAUAAACAAAAGAGGAAACAGAAAGUAACAGAAGAAAGCGAUUCACCAUCUGGCGCUGUUGAAGGAUAUCAACCCCCACCUGGCAUAGUUCAUGAAGCCUUACUGAAAAAAAAGAAAAGGACAGACACAAAGAAAGAAAGAAGUAAAUCAGAAAAGGAAACAAAAAGAAAAGAAGAAAUAGAGAGCAGCAGGAAUUCAAGGGAAAAACAAAGAAAAAACAGGAAGAAGUCAGUACAGGAUAAAACACGAGACUUGAGAACAGUUUUUGUGGGAAAUUGGCCUUUAUCACUACAGAAAAAGGAUCUGAGGAAACUCUUUAAGACGUGUGGAAAGAUAGAUAGUGUGAGAUUUAGAUGUCCUCCGACUAAAGAUCCCAGGAUAUCCAAAAAAGUAAUCUCAAUCAAGAGAGAUUUUCACCCUGAGAGAUCAACUAUUGUUGGAUUUGUUUGUUUUGAAGAAGAGAAAUCUGCACAGAAAGCUCUCCAAUUAAAUGGAAGAGAGGUUGAGGGCCGUCACAUCAGAGUGGACUUGGCAUCUAAAAGUAAAGAGCAUAAUCACAAAUGCUCAGUGUUUGUAGGAAACCUGGAUGUCAAGAUAGAUGAGGAACAGAUCUGGAAUCACUUCAUGGACUGCGGAGAAAUUGUCAGUGUGCGUAUCAUUCGUGACAGCCAAACAGGACUAGGAAAAGGCUUCUGUUAUGUCCAAUUUGAGUCCCCUGAUGCUGUAGGCCUAGCCUCUCGCUUGAACGGCAGCCAAUUGGCAAGUCGAGAACUCCGAGUAAUGAGAAGUCAGGAGAACCCUGUCCUACCAAAGAAAACUGGAAUUGAGCGGAAAGGAAAACCGCAAAAUCCAAAGAAGAAUUUCAAAGAUAAAAAUGAAGGAACAACUGUCCACAAAGGCAAAACUGCAAAGCAACUGAAAAAGGACAAGAAAUUUAAGAAACAGAAGUCAAGUGCUGCUAAAAAAAUCAGAAAACAUAAGGCAAUAUUCAGCAACAGUUUCAAGAAUUCGAGAGAAAAUGACUCAAAAAUGAACAAGAAUAGUAACUCUCAUAAACCAAGAAAUGAAAAAUCUAAAGGAAAAUAAAUCUCUUCUUCAA